GAGUGGUUGGAGCCUCUCAAAGGAGGAGGCCAAGGUUUACAUAGGUGUGUCUUAACUUAAGGUGACAUUUAUUUAAGGGUUUAGAUGCCACUCUUUGUGACCAUCCCCCAGAACACACAAACAGGAUUCUGCAGAGCCGCUGCACCUAAAAGCAGCGGAGAGAAGGACUGGAGUGGUGGAUGUUAAGUUGUUAUGCACAGGACGAUGGCGAGAGUGUUUGGCUUGCUGUUUCUGUUAUUCCUAGCCGUGAUUCUAGGAACUAAUGCCGAGGCAAGUAAAAAAAGAAGGAGGAAGAGGGAGUGGAUCCUUCCUCCUGCUAUGCUUAUGGAAGGAAAGGACUACACUAACAGAGAAUAUAUUGCCAAGAUCCGCUCAGACAUGGACGUAAGAGACAAAGUGGAAUACUCUCUUACUGGAGAAGGAGCUGACAAGCCACCCUAUAACCGGUUCACUGUAGACGCAGCCACCGGCUUUGUACGCAUCCAUGAUAUCUUGGACCGAGAGGAAAGAGCGUGCUACAAUCUUUUAGGAAUAGCCAAGUACAGAAACGGGAGCGAGGCUGAAGAUCACAUCCCACUGAGGGUCAUUGUUGGGGAUGUGAACGACAAUGAGCCAACUAUAAGGUUGCAUGAAGGCAACACCACAGAAUCCAGUGAAAAAGGAACAUUUAUCAUGCAAGUGGAAGGUGAAGAUGCUGACGAAGAGGGAACUGUUAAUGCUAAAAUGGCCUAUGCAAUAAUAAACCAAGAACCCAAAGGCCAUGGGAAUAUGUUCAAUAUAGACAGGCAUACAGGCAAAUUAUACGUCAAAGAGCCUACAUUGGACAGAGAGACGAUUGACUUCUAUACACUCACUAUAGAGGCAACUGAUAUGGGUGGGGCUAAAGAUGGGAAUAAAGGGACAGGAUCCGUAAAGAUCAAGGUGUUGGACAUCAAUGACAAUGUGCCCGAAUUGGAGCAAGAGGAGUAUGAUGGUACAGUGGACGAGAAUGUUGCUGAUGUUGUUGUGAUGAGAAUCAAAGCCAUAGAUAAAGAUUUGGAGCACACAGGCAACUGGCUGGCGGUAUUUAAUAUCAUCCAGGGAAACGAAGAUGGCCUCUUCUCAAUUGAAACAGAUAACAAAACGAACGAGGGUAUCCUUAAACUGAUAAAGUCUGUGGACUUUGAAGAACUCCAGAAGCUCGAGCUGGGAUUGAAUAUUUCGAAUGUGAACCCUUUCAUCAGUGGCAUUCAUGCCGUAUCUAUGGAGGUGCCAGUGGAGAUUGGGGCUGGUGGACCAGUUGCUGCUGGUGCUGGGGCUGGUGCUGGGGCUGGUGCUGGGGCUGGUGCUGGGGCUGGUGCUGGGGCCGGGGCCGGGGCCGGGGCCGGGGCCGGGGCCGGGGCCGGGGCCGGGGCUGGAGUGGGCUUAGGUGCAGAUUUAGAUGUAGAUUUGGGUGUGGAUAUAGGACUAGAUAUUGGACUCAAUCCUGAUUUGGGACUUGGACUGAAACCAGGACCAGGGCUUGGACUAGGACUAGGACCAGGACCAGGGCUUGGACUAGGACUAGGACCAGGACCAGGACCAGGGCUUGGAGUUGGGAUAGGGCUCAAACCUGGGGGAAAACCUAGGCCCAAAAAGAAAAAACCAAAGAGCUAUCCAGUUAAGAUCUCCGUCAACAAUAUGCCUGAGACCCCCGUUUUCAAACCCAGCACAAAGCUAGUUCCUGUGUCAGAGGACCCCAAUUUGAUGACAGAGGACGGAGUGAUUGUAGCGUACCCUGCCACUGAUCCAGACACAGGGAAAAAUGCUGAAAAUGUCAGAUAUGCCAAAAUCUAUGAUCCAGACAAUUGGGUAUCAAUUGAUGGAGAAACUGCUGAGAUCAGACUCAACAAAGUCCCAGACAGAGAGUCAAAGUUUAUAGUCAAUGGAAGCUACGUUGCCAAGAUACUCUGCAUGACCCAAGACAACCCAUCUAAGACAUCAACCGGAACGAUAGCUAUUCAUGUGUUCGAUUCAAAUGACCACUGCCCUACGCUGACAACCAGAAAAGAUUCUGUGUGCUCUGAUGAAAAGACGGUAUACAUCACCGGCUUUGAUGAGGACGUGAAGCCCAAUGGGGCUCCUCUGAGCUUUAGAAUUGUCCCUGAAGGAACGCGUGGCGAUUGGGACAUUGAAAUAAUCAACGAGACCACCGCAGCACUCCACUCCCAUGAGUGGCUUUGGCCCGGGGUCUACAAGCUUGAGGUGGAGGUAGCAGAUGAGCAGGGCCUAUCCUGCCCUGACAAUGAGGAAUUUGAGCUGGAGGUCUGCACCUGUGGACCAUCGCAGCAUUGUGUGCCAAAAACAGCAGAAAGAAUUGGCCAGACCACAUCCACACAGCUCUCUGCCCCAGCACUCGGACUACUUCUUUCUGUUAUGUGUCUGCUUCUGUUCAUCCCUUUAUUGCUCCUGUUCUGCCAGUGUGGUGGCGCAAACUAUAUCUUCCCCGAACAAUUUGCCGACCUACCAUUUGACGCAAAAGAGCACCUCAUAUCCUAUCAUACAGAGGGAAAAGGCGAUGACAAGGAGGUUCCUCUUCAAAGUAUCCCAAUCAUGAUGGGGUCACAAAAGACCAAAGGGGCCAUACAGGCAAAAGAAUUCAAUAUGGUCUCCUCAACAAUAACGGCAUCUCAUGAAACAAAUUACGAAUCAAGAACUCACAAUGCAAACCAGAGUUUGAUGGACGUGGACAAUGCUUUUGGUACCUCAAGUGAUCCAUUCGACCUUCGAUAUGCCAGUGCAUCAUUCAGCGGACACACAAUGACAAGGUCACAAAUGCAUGCCUCAGACAUGUAUGAGGAAAUAGCCCUUCCUGACAUUUUCCUUGAUGACUACUACUCCCAGAAAGCGCAAUGUGCUCUCCCAAUGAAGGACAGUCUGUUGGUAUUUGACUAUGAGGGCCAGGGAUCCCCUGCCGGGUCCGUGGGCAGUGGCAGCCUUGUGGAAUCUGAUGAUGACCUGCAAUUCCUUGAUGACCUUGGAGCAAAAUUCAAGACCCUUUCUGAAAUCUGCAUUCCUAAAAUGCCCGAGCCACCUGCAUCCAAAGUUGAACAUGAUUUCAAACAAACGGUUAAUCGUACCAUUGAGACACCUAUUGUAAAGCCAAAAAUAGAGCAUGGGAACAAGACCAUCGAUGUAAAAAUGACUACAGUAAACAAAAUCUCUUCCGCCAGUAAUGUUAAUAUUUCCAAAUCAUCAAGGAACACCUUAAAUACUUCCCGGCAGUCCCAAAAGCAAUCACCCUCAACUAGCACUAGCUCUCAAGUCACCAACGUUAAAAACAUUCAGUCUGCCCCCUUUUCCCCUCCCGGUCAGAUGGUUAUGUACCAACAGCAACCUAUAUACUAUGCGACCAUGCCUAUGAUGCAGCCUUUGCAAUACAUUCCUAUGGGCCAACCCCAGCUUCAGAAUAUGCUAUUUGCUGGGUCCGCUACAGGGUCCGUUGGGGCACAGAGUGUAUUUGUAGUCAAUGGAUCUCAGAACCCACUCCCUGGAAUGGUGAUGAAUGAUGUCAAAGGCUCUGCAGGCUCUUCAGUAGUCUCAUCAAGUGCAGUCAGCCCCACAGUGUUUGCACUACCAGGGAGCCCUGGAAGUCCAAGCUGGAAUAUGAUCGCACCAGGGGCUGGUGGGGCCUAUACAUUUGUGGAGGCUAAGAUCAGUUCAAGUGGGGCACAAGGGUUAAGCCCUUUGUCAGCUCAUGGUACUUUACCCGGUGGUGAAUUAGUUGGCCCUACAAUGAUGCAGGGCAAUCCAAACUGGAAUCUAACUGCACCAGGGGCUGGUGGGGCCUAUACACUUGUAGAGACUAAGCUCAGUUCAAGGGAGGCACAAGGGUUAAGCUCUGUGUCAUCCCAGGGUACUUUACCCAGAGGUGAAUUAGUCAGCCCUACAAUUCUGAUGCAGGGCAGCCCAAGCUUGAAUCUAAUGGCACCAGGGGCUGGUGGGGCCUAUACACUUGUGGAGACUAAGCUCAGUUCAAGGGAGGCACAAGGGUUAAGCCUUGUGUCAGCCCAGGGUACUUUAACCAGAGGUGAAUUUGUCAGCCCUACAACGCUGAUGCAGGGCAGUCCAAGCUUGAAUCUGAUUGCACCAGGUUCAUCUCAAGUGUCAUCUCAGGGUAAUUUGCCAGGAGGUGGCAACUUGGUAAAAGAGGCUGCUCCCCCUCAGUGGGCAUUAAGCAAAGCAGCCAAGGUCGGUGUAAAUGGCAUUCUGCCAGAACAUACCAUUAGUACAGCGGGGCAAGUUAAUUUUAAAAAUAAUGUAGGGGUUGAUUUGGUUGGGAAUACAGGAGAGAUAAUGUUGGAGUCAUGUAGGGAAGUUGUGCCUUGUGCUAAGCAGUCAGGGGAAGGCAAUUUUUGGGCUCGGGAGUUGCAGAUUGCAGAGGCUGAAGUUUGUCCAGCUGACAUUAGCCAUUCAGUACCAGAAACGUUAAUUUCUUUACAAAAUGAGCUCACUCCCAGGCCAGUGGAUACAGAAGAAUCAGCGCAAACUUUUGAGUCUUCAGAUACAAAUUUAAAGAAAAAAAUACCACUUGAUAACCCUGUUCAUUCCAAUACGGAAAUCUGUGAACCUCUCGAAGACUCAUUAGAAUUUAAAGGAAUGUCUAUAUCCGAGCGUAAAACACUGGAAGAUGAUGUGAGUCUAGUAGUAAUAGAGUCAACUCAGCACGUCACACCCACAUCUGUCAUGGCCGUGUCUGGAGAGUUUAAAGUAAACAUUCAGGAAUCCCUUUCAGAUGUAAUACUCCAGGAGACAGAAACACACACACUGGGAGAGGAAAAUGCUGAUCAUGGUUCCCCACUGAAUGAAACUAUGUCCAACCAACAGAAAAACCAAAUACCAGAGGAGCCAUGUGAUCAAUUAACAAUUAUACAAAGUCCAAUUACCGAAGAAGCGUUGAUGGGGAUCCCCAAAGAAGAACCAGAGCUCUUAUUACCCUCUCCGAGUCUCUCAGAAGAUGCACCGAUUGUUGCAGAAGUGUCCCCAAUAGAAGGUUCCUUGGAUUUGGCUGAUAUGGCAGAUAGCACAUUAUUGCUUACUCCAGAAGAUGAAUUAGGUUUGCCUGUAAAGUACCAAGAAAUAUUGCAGUAUCAAGAAGCUGAUGAACAUGUAGUAACUAGUGAAGCUAAUGAGCUUAUACUUGAGAAAGUGCAGAGUAAACCUUGCAUCCCUCCAAAUUCAAAUGAUUCCACAGCCUUUAGAUGUGCCAUUGAAUGUGCAGAUGAUGAAUCAGAAGGAUUUGAGAAUGACCCGAAGAGCAGACAAAUUGUUGAGAAUAUUAACGAAAUCCAAGCUUCAGCUCUUGAUGAGGGGGUAAACAUUGAAGACAAAGCAAUCAUUGCGCCUCCCUUAAACCAGAUAGACACAGAUACCGAAAAGGAUUCACAGGAGGCUAGCGACAGUGAGGAGAAUGCAAUGCCUGAAUUGCAGUUGGAUCAACGUUUAGAAGACAAUAUGUGCAAAGGUCAUGCAAUAGAGUAUUUUGAUGAGGUAAAUGCAAAGGCAACAUCACUGCAAAAUCGGACUCAGUUGAAUACUGUCUCAGAUGAUCAAAGAGAAGAUUGUGACAGUGAUUGCAUGUUAGAAUCAGCUCAAUUAAUAGCUGAUGAAAGCAUUGAAGAAGAAGUUAAGGGAUCCCUCAAUGACAUGACAAUGUUAGAACAAUAUCAGCACACUGUGGACAUUACUGGUAUUUGCUCAGAGAAGACUAGCUUAGAGUUGAAUAUAGCACAAAACGUGGCAAUGAAACCCGACAUGCACUUAUCAAUUGAUGAGGUGAAAGAAGGCAGUCUGACAUCGAAGCUUGACUCCCCAGUUCCCCAAACAUGCUCAGAUAUCAAAGAGAAUGACACUAAAAUGAAUGUUCAGGUAGAAGAGUACAACAUGCUGGCAGAAAAACUUGAUAGUGAUGCUGUUGAAUACCAGGAAUUACCUAAAUAAUUAUCUCAAUCACCAGGUUGUCAGGCAUUGAUGAAUUUGAAUCAGGUAGGAGGACGUCAGAUGUUUGGAAGAUGAAGCAGAAAGAGGUGAACCCAAUCAUGGUUUGGUAACUGCAAAUUAUUCUGAGUGACAAGAGAUAAUUUGCGAAAUAAUCGAAAGGCCAGCUAUAGUUGACACAUUGCUGACAUUGCGAAAGAUUGCCAACAGACACGGGGACAGAUUUAGACAUUGACUUAGUCGAUUAGCUUUAAGGAUGGACAAAAUGUAUAAUCAACUAUUUAGUACUUUCCCUUUCUCUUGCAAUAUACAAGGCAAUUACAAUGUGGAGUUGGAGAAGGUGGUGUGGGUGUAUUCUGACUUUAUUCUGCAUUCAUAUAAUCAAUUAUUUGCUGGUCAAGUGUGAAGUGUAUUGAGUGCCAGAGCAUAUUUUUUUUCAGUAAUUUCAAAUUUAUUCAGAUGUACUUUAAGGGAUUUUUUCCAUCUUUGUUUUUGUAUAUCAUUUGGUAAACAUUUGUGUGCUUGAUGUUUCUUUUGUGAAGAAUUUUAACUUUGUUUUGAAACAAGUGCCUUUAAUAAAACAUAACUUUGUCACACCUCUGUGCAAAUCUUUACUGCAUCGAGAUUCUGGUUAUUAUGCAUUUAACUAUUUGUGUUCUCGUCAGUGCAAAAUGUAUUAAAGACUAAACGACUCAAAGUAAA
This is a messenger RNA of Gadus morhua (Atlantic cod), 6657 nucleotides long. RefSeq lists its product as uncharacterized. Gene Ontology annotation, molecular function: calcium ion binding. Lineage: Eukaryota; Metazoa; Chordata; Actinopteri; Gadiformes; Gadidae. Gene Ontology annotation, biological process: homophilic cell-cell adhesion. Gene Ontology annotation, cellular component: desmosome; plasma membrane. The record is from RefSeq and is a predicted model, not a curated record. The transcript is spliced from 14 exons. The coding region runs from base 193 to 5958 and encodes 1921 amino acids.